CAGACGAUACGAUGUUUGCUACGGAAAGUUACGUUCAAUCGCGUAAGGGUGGUCGUGGAACAUCUCGUUUUGACUAUUUGCAACAGUUAAUAACGGAGUAUCAAGACACGUCUAAGCAAGAGGCGAGGCGACAAAUCAUCGCGAAUUUAGCCAACUUUGCUUAUGACCCAUACAAUUAUGCCAUAAUGAGCGAAUUGAAUAUCCUUGACCUCUUUUUGGAUGGACUGGAAGAGGAGGAUGAACUGAUAGUGGAAUUUGCAAUUGGGGGUAUUUGUAACUGUAUUUGCUACCCUGCCUUUUCGGAAUUAGUGGUCAGUGAAAAGGCCAAUUUGAAGAACAUGAUACGCCUAUUAUCGAGCACGAAUGAAAACACGUUGAUCUCUGCGAUGGCGACUCUUUAUUAUUUAAUGGACUAUCCUCAAGGUUUAACCAUCCUUUCGAAGGCUUCUGUCCAAACCGCAAUGCCAAGAUAGCGAACAUGGCAUCAUGCAUACUGUCUCGUCUGU
This is a messenger RNA of Blastocystis hominis, 506 nucleotides long. RefSeq lists its product as hypothetical. The coding region runs from base 12 to 473 and encodes 153 amino acids. NCBI's taxonomy places the organism in Eukaryota, Bigyra, Opalinata, Blastocystidae. The transcript is spliced from 6 exons. The record is from RefSeq and is a predicted model, not a curated record.